Molecule: messenger RNA, 1305 nt
Organism: Aureobasidium pullulans EXF-150
Lineage: Eukaryota; Fungi; Ascomycota; Dothideomycetes; Dothideales; Saccotheciaceae
Product: MFS transporter, MCP family, solute carrier family 16, member 10
Exons: 2
Biological process (GO): transmembrane transport
Cellular component (GO): fungal-type vacuole membrane
Molecular function (GO): transmembrane transporter activity
Source: RefSeq, a predicted model, not a curated record
GAACCAGAGACACGCCCACAAUCUACCGACAUUGAGAGAGUAGCGAGCAACGUCCUCAACCGCAUCGCAUCACGAGUAACGACACAUUCUUUGGCCGAACCUGGCCCACCACCGGAUGGCGGCUUCAAAGCAUGGUUGCAAUGCGCCAUGGCAUGGCUUGUCGUCUUUUGCACUUGGGGAUAUGUCAAUUCAUUUGGAACCUUCCAAGCAUACUACUCGACCAACCUUGGAGAGACCGCCUCAACGAUUUCCUGGAUUGGAUCGAUCCAAGUCUGGGUGCUCUUCUUCCUCGGAACCUUUGCUGGUCGUGCAAUGGACGCUGGAUACUUCGUACCUACCUUCGCCGUGGGUACCGUUUUCCAGCUUAUCGGCAUUUUCAUGACCUCUCUCUCCACCAAAUACUGGCAAUUGUUCCUUGCGCAAGGUGUAUGCACUGGUAUUGGCUCCGGCAUUCUCUUCACUCCUGCUAUGGCACUUCUCAGCACCUACUUCUCCAGCCACAAGGGUAUCGCAGUCGCAUUGGCAACCACCGGUAAUUCUGCUGGUGGUGCUAUCUUCCCAUUGAUUGCACGUCAACUCCUUCCUCAGAUCGGAUUCGGCUGGACAAUUCGUGUCCUCGGUCUGCUCAACUUGGUUUGUCUAUGCACCGCUGGCAUUGCCAUGAAGCCUAGAUUGCCACCUCGCAAGUCUGGUCCUCUGGUCGACACUUCGGCAUUCAAGGAGAUCGAAUACAUGCUGUUCAGUAUUGGCAUGUGCUUUCACAUGGCAAGCUUGUAUUUCGUCAAUUAUUACAUCUCUUCUUACGGACGCGAUAUCCUAGGGUUCUCUUACUCGAACUCGGUCACCCUGCUCAUCAUCCUCAACGUCGUCGGUAUACCAGCUCGCGUUUUGGUUGGUCAUCUCGCAGACCGCUACCUUGGCGCUUUGAACACUUUGAUUCCAGUUCUGUUCUAUGUGAACGUACUCGCGUUCUGCUGGAUGGGCGUCAACUCGCAAACCUCUCUUUACGUCUUUGUCUCCUUCUACGGCCUGGGACUGGCAUCUUUCCAGUCUCUUAUCCCUACCACAGUCGCACGCAUGACUAAGGAUAUCAGCAAAGUUGGCACACGCAUGGGCAUGGUUUUCACCUUCCUGUCGUUCGCCUCUCUGGUCGGACCUCCCAUUGGCGGUGCUCUCGUAUCAGCAGGCGGACACACUUAUAUCUAUGCACAAGCUUGGGCUGGUGCUUCAGCCGCUGUCGGAACAGCUCUUGUGGUAGCUUCGAGAGUCUAUGCGUUUGGAUGGAAGCUGAAGGUCAAGUGCUAG